Colletotrichum acutatum is the source of this 1613-nucleotide messenger RNA. RefSeq lists its product as uncharacterized. NCBI's taxonomy places the organism in Eukaryota, Fungi, Ascomycota, Sordariomycetes, Glomerellales, Glomerellaceae. The transcript has a single exon. Bases 103 to 1227 code for a protein of 374 amino acids. The record is from RefSeq and is a predicted model, not a curated record.
CCAGAGCAAGCCUCCAUAAUCAACAGUCAAGCCCCCAUACCUGCAUUACGUCUGCAGAAGUCAUUGUACAUCACUCCUCCACGAGUAGUCGACCCAGACUCUAUGCAGCUUCGCCAGACCGCUUCGACCGGUCGGCUUCGAGCAAGACCGAGCAGGACGCGAAGCCGGCCUCCAAAGAUGCCAACGGCAUCGAUUUCGGCCUCAUCAAGCACGCAGAAGCCACGACACUUUUCCAACAACUCUGUUUCCUCCAUUCAGUCUUACGGAACAGACAUGACAACCUCGACCAUUCGGAAACGCCAUGCUCGGGACAUCUUUGCAGAAUUUGGCAUCCCUCGUCCGUCGGGAUGGCUCUCUGACGACGAAGAAGAGGACUUUUCGCGUCAUCGAGAUGGAACCAACAGCAUCCCCAGGCAUGUUCUCAACACGUGCCAUUCCUGCGGCGCAGAGGUAACUUCUCGCACAUUCUGCUCCAGUUGCGGCCAUGCGGUGUGCCCACAAUGUGCCAGCGAAAUACCGGACGAUGGCUCGAUCGACUUUGAGCAUACUGGGAGUAGUCAUCGAAAUGCUGUAACCAGUCAACAUCAUACCUCGAGGGUUACGGAGGAGCAUAUUCGGUCAUCCUCCAGCCUGGAAACUACGGAGACAUCGAAAAAGAAUCAGAGGGCCCCAGCCACCUCAGUCAAUCUCAAUGAGAACCCCUUCAUACUGGCCGAUAGGAUGACGAAGAUCACCACGGUCGAACCUCAGAUUACUGACAUGACGGUUGGCGCGGGACAAGCAUCAAGGCUCUCAGAUUGCGUUCCUAGACAAACGGAUUUAAACACUGCAGAGACACAUGGAGAUUACGGGAAUCCAAGAUGCAAUGCUACCCAUGCCGGGCAUCAUCCUGGCCGUCACAGUAUUGCAUGCAUUGACAACCAGCAAAGCUCAGCAAACAUGGAUGAAUCGGAGCCACUGCGACCACAUCUUCCGCUGGAGGAUCCCGUCCAAAACAAGAUUGACCAAAUGUACCAUCAUGCUGAAGACCUCAGACGUGCACAGCACAUCAUGGAGCACCUAGCCACUGGUUCCGCUGGAAUUUCAGCAAGCAAGCAGCAAUCUCAACACACCACUCCCCCUCAGCAGAAGACGCAGCCCGGCACCGAAGACCAUGACACCAAUCGCGAGAAGUUGAUCAGCUUCGAUGCGGCAAUGGCUGAAAAUAGCGAGCGCGCCAGGGCCUAGGAUGUUCAUGGCCUCGACAAGUCACAGUCUCUUGACGUAGAUCCAGUCAAGAAGAGAGGCUCAGAGUCUCUGUCUGUUCGUGCUGUGGGACAGCUCUCUCGUUCUCCAUCAUGGCUGAAGAGUCCUACUCAGAUGUCACAUCGGACAACGAACAGACUGACCGCGAUGGAGACCAAGAGUUCUCCCCAAAUGAAGACGUCCAGUAGACGAGAUUCCGCCGCGGAGACAAUCAGUCCAGCAUCUGCGGUUUCUUCCGAGAGUGCCAAGAGCACCGACCACCUGAUGCGUCAAUUUGACCAGCUCAGUUCACCAAUAGGCGGAGCGUCUAUCCAGUGGCCAAAGUUGAAGAAGGUUCACAAAGAGGCAAACCGUGAAGUGCAAAAGGA